AUGCCUAAGAACAAAAAUAAGGCAAGAGAGCCACCCGGAACGCGUGCCGCAAUCAACACCACUCAAUCAUCAACUUCAGUGACGCGCAUCACCUCCCCUGUCGAUUUACCCGAGAUCCUUUCCCAGGUUGCAAAGCACCUCAGCCCUGCGACGCUCUCGCGCGCCUGUCAAGUAUCGCGUCUUUUUCACUCUGUCUGCGCACCACAACUUUGGAAUACCGUCUACUUGCAAGGGGAAACCGUCAAUGAUAUCUGGAAAAAACACAAGGGCUUUCGCCUAGGUCUCAUUCGAUAUGGCCGCUUUGUCGAAAAUCUCCUGCUUCAGUUGGCAGAGCUCCAGGACGGGGAUAUGGAAUUGAUUGCAGAGAACUGCACGAGAUUGAAGUACCUAGACCUGUCGCGCACCAACGUCACCGCUGAGACACUCAAGGUCUUGAUCCAUAGCGAUCCCUAUAACACAGCUCCCGGAUCCUCCAAAAAGCGCAAGAGAUUGACGAUGGGUGGCUCGGAUGACGACGACGAGGAGGACGAUGCCGAUAAAAAGAUGGCCAAGUAUAGGAGUAUGACAGAGACCGAGACUGAGCAUGAGGGCGACUAUCUUUAUGAGAGUGUCGGCGUUGCACCCUCCACAUCAACGGAAUCCGAGCAGGAACAACAGCGGCAACAUCAACCCACCGGACCAGUUCUGCCAAAUGCAGUUGCCACACCAUCAUCCAAAAGAUAUCCAACCCGUUCCAGUUCUGGACGUGCACCUCCCCCCAUUGCACGAGCUGUGAUCCCGCUCCACCGUCGAGCCGGUACUGCCAGACCUGCAAAGUUCAAGGGCACCAAAACGCAAUUUCCCUUCCAUCUCGAACAAUUGAGGCUUAAUCGCUGCAACAAAAUGACCGGCAAGUCAUGUCUCCCAGUCAUCUCACGGCUUGGACCCCAGCUGAAAGUGUUGCAUCUGGACCACAUGAGCGACCUCACCAGCCAAGACUUGAUCGAAACAAUGAAACACUGUCCAUAUCUGGAGAGCAUUCAUAUGAACGGCACGGAUGUAACGGACAAGUUCUUGACCGCCUUGAGUUCCUGGAGCGAAUCAAACGAACAGCGAUCAAGAAGGCAAAUUGCGAGUCUAGAUGUCAGCAUGACUAACAUCACGAACGAGGGUAUUGUUCCCUUGAUCUGGGACAGCAAGGACAAGAUGAGCAUACUGGCCUGUCAGCACAACAAUCACGUCAAUAACGUCAUGCUCUAUGCGUUUGUUGAGGAUCCUGCCGAACCCAGGGCUCGCCUCGAGCGUGAACAGGCAAAAGAAACACCCAGGACUUUCACGACUGUGCUGGGCUCAUUUAAGAGGACCUUCAUUCCAAACAGCGUCUUGACGGUGAUUCAGCUCUCUUACUGCGACAGGUUGACGGACGACGGCUUUGAGGCUUUGUUUCGCUACGCCACAGAGCUGCAACACAUCGAGCUGGAUGGCUGCAACCUUCAUGACAGAUCUUUGCUGGUACUGGCGGAAACCUAUCGAAAGAGGAUGGAGAGGCUGGGAUUGGGUGUGCCUGAUGCUUGGCACGAACAUGAGCUUGGACAGAGACGCGUCGAGGCCGUGAAGAGGUUAUCCAACAAGGAGCAAGUCAAGAUCAAGGCAGAUAUUAUUAAUGGGUUGCCGGAAGACUAUUUUAAGGAUCUCGACAGUACAUUGCUGCCGGCUCCGGAGGCCAAAGUUUUCUCGGGUCAAGUGGUCCCAGGCGGACUCGCUGCUCUGUCGCUCAAGCACUGCCGCAAUAUCACUACAGUGGGUGUGAGGGCCAUUGUCCGGUGCUGCGUCGGUCUGUGGGGACUGAACUUAAGCGGCUGUGGCAAAGUGAGACUGCAGCUCUUCAAUGGUCCAUGGGCAUGUUUGGGGCUGCAAGACUUGAACGUCUCGGGCGUGUGCCUUCAUGCCUUCGACGGGGUCUCCGAUGCCGCUAACGAGGAGUCGAACCUAUCGCACGAGAGAAGCAGCUCGUCUCUUGAAGCUUUCGCAGACUUCAUACGGUUUCCCCCAAAGCCUCUAGACCACGACGACUACAAGUUGAGGUACGACUUUGAUGAGGAGGGGUACUACGACUUUAUCACUCCGCGCGAUGAGGAGGGGAGUUAUAAGGGCAAAGAAAAAAUUGAGAUUGAGUGCGAAACCGAUGAUGAAGAGAGGAAGGACCUGAAAAAGAACGGCACCAAGAAAACUCAUCGCGUAACUCUCCCAGCUCAGAAGCAUCGCAACAAAUACCUCGACAGGGUCAUCCUCCGAGAACUCUUCGUCAAAUUAGGCCAGAUGCGUCAGUUGAAGGGUCUCGACAUGUCCAACGCCGACUAUCGCAUUCGUGUUCAGGACGGUCUUGCGUUGGUAUUGCCUGGUCUUCAACAGAGUCUUGAAAUCUGGAACAUGUCUCGCUAUUUGGGCUACAACCUCCACAGCCGCGAGAUGAAGUUUUUCGGCAAGCACUUUGGUUACGGACAUGACUUCACACAAGAUCAGAAGGAACUUAAGCGGCAGCAGGCGAGGGCGCGCGAAUACCAGGGUGCAGCCGCAGGUAACGACUUGAACCGCGUGGGCAAGCUGGAGUCGCUGAUGAUUUCCAAGCAUGCGCUCGAUGGGGGGAGCUCGGUUGUCUACGAAUGGUUUAUCGACCAGGGGAUUGAACUCGACUAUGAUGACGAUAUGGACUUCAUGUGGAUGAGCGGUACCUAUGGCGGAGUCCAGGAUUUUGACUUUGGUUUUGAAUCUGACUGA
This is a messenger RNA of Gamsiella multidivaricata, 2757 nucleotides long. RefSeq lists its product as uncharacterized. The record is from RefSeq and is a predicted model, not a curated record. Bases 1 to 2757 code for a protein of 918 amino acids. The transcript has a single exon. Gene Ontology annotation, cellular component: SCF ubiquitin ligase complex. Lineage: Eukaryota; Fungi; Mortierellomycota; Mortierellomycetes; Mortierellales; Mortierellaceae. Gene Ontology annotation, biological process: SCF-dependent proteasomal ubiquitin-dependent protein catabolic process. Gene Ontology annotation, molecular function: protein binding.